Seriola aureovittata is the source of this 6777-nucleotide messenger RNA. Its product is annotated as myocyte-specific enhancer factor 2D homolog. Lineage: Eukaryota; Metazoa; Chordata; Actinopteri; Carangiformes; Carangidae. Bases 649 to 2472 code for a protein of 607 amino acids. Gene Ontology annotation, molecular function: RNA polymerase II cis-regulatory region sequence-specific DNA binding; protein dimerization activity; DNA-binding transcription factor activity, RNA polymerase II-specific. The transcript has 13 exons. The record is from RefSeq and is a predicted model, not a curated record. Gene Ontology annotation, biological process: positive regulation of transcription by RNA polymerase II; cell differentiation.
UCCUCUCUCGCAGACCAGCCCACUUCGGUGACACUGCGCUCUGAUUGGACGACGGGUUCGCACGUCAGCUUCUUAUUGGAUUUCCGACGGGUCAAUCACGGGCUAAUGUCAAUGACGUUGAUCGUACACUGGGUACACUGUAUCGCCUGGGUGGACAGUAUAGUUACUUCUACAUUAAAUGGAAUAAAAUGCCGAAGAUUCAUGUAAAUAGAGACGUCGCUUCAGCGUAAUUAAUUAAUGCUUCUUAAUUAAGACAAGUCACCUCUGGAGCGGGUGGUGGCAGGCCUAUUUUCGAUUUUUAUCAGCAAUAUUUCAGGGAGAGAAUUGUUGUCCUCCUCGCUGCAGCCGCUGCAAACAAGUUUGUCACUUUUUUCCCUGUUGGACAAUGAACUGAGGACCUCCUCAACCUCACACAUCUCUGCAGCCUCCACUCUUCACUCGCUGCUCAUCGGUAAAAGGAGUCGACCACGUUGCCUCAGCACACCUGGGCAGAGAAAUGCGUGUGUGCGCGUAUCCUCUGAUGCAUGACUGUGUGAGUGUUUUUGGGCUGAAGUAAGAGGUAGUAGUCUGCAUUUCGUCUCUCAACCUCAGAGAGGCACUUCUCUACUUGAGUGACUACGACGUUUGUCUCCACAACUGCAAAGCAUCAUGGGAAGGAAAAAGAUUCAGAUCCAACGGAUCACCGACGAAAGGAACAAGCAGGUGACAUUCACAAAGCGAAAGUUUGGCUUGAUGAAGAAAGCCUACGAGCUGAGUGUAUUGUGUGACUGCGAGAUUGCUCUGAUCAUCUUCAACCACGCGAACAAGCUGUUCCAGUAUGCCAGCACUGACAUGGACAAGGUCUUGCUCAAAUACACAGAGUACAACGAGCCUCAUGAGAGCCGGACCAAUGCAGAUAUCAUUGAGACUUUGAGAAAGAAAGGCUUCAACGGUUGUGACAGUCCAGAGCCGGAUGGUGAAGACUCCAUUGACCAAAGUCCCCUGAAUGAUGAGAAGUACCGUAAGACCACAGAGGACCUGGAUGUUCUCUUCAAACGCUAUGGACAGCCAACAGCUCCGCCCCAGACGUUCUCCAUGCCAGUCACAGUCCAGGCGUCCAAUCAAAGCACACUGCAAUUCAGUAACCCUGGCAACGCACUGGUAACUACCUCCUAUGUAACAUCAUCGUCGCUCACGGAUACCCACCUCCUGUCACCACAGCAACCAGCUCUUCAGAGAAAUACGGUGUCUCCUGGGUUGCCACAGCGACCAGCCAGCGCAGGUGCUCUUCUUGGAGGCGACCUGAAUAAUUCAAAUGGAGGAUGCCCAAGUCCAGUCUCUAAUGGAUACACCAGUGCCAGGGCCUCCCCAGGCCUCCUCACCGUUUCCAACGGCAACAGUCUGGGGAAAGUAGUUCCGGCCAAAUCUCCACCCCCACCUCCCAGCCCCCAGAUGGUCAACAGCCGCAAGCCAGACCUCCGAGUCAUCACCUCACAGGGCGGAAAGAGCCUCAUGCAGAUGACAGAGGAUGAGCUGGAAUUGGUAAACGAGAACGCCCAGCGGCUCGCGGCUGGAGCCCAGGUGGCACAAACGCUCACAACACCAGUGGUCUCUGUAGCCACACCGAGCCUCCUGGCACAGGGGCUGCCCUUCUCUGCCAUGCCCACAGCGUACAACACAGAAUACCAGCUGACCAGUGCAGACAUCACUGCUUUACAUGCUCUGGCAUCACCUGGUGGCUUGUUGCCAACCAGUGUGUCCACAUGGACACAGCAGCAGGCUGUUUCCCAGCAACCGCAGCAACAGCAACAACAGCAGCAACAGCAGCAAACACAGCAGCAGCAACAACAACAACAGCAGCAGCAGCAGCAACUUAAUCUUGCAUCACUCAGCAACUUGGUCAUGUGGGGCGUGGACAAACAGAGCAGCGAGCUGUCUAGCCAGGUGUCCAGUCUGGCUGCCAAUCUGAGUGUUGGCUCUCCGUCCAACCUGCUCUUGGGUAGAGAUGAGUGGUUGGGCCGGCCGGUGACCCAUAUACCUCAAGGUGCCAUGCUGACCGUCAACACAAACUCCAGCAUAAGCAUCAAGUCGGAGCCCGUCUCGCCCGGCCGGGAUCGCAGCACCCCUUGCCCUCCUCCUUCCUCCACCACACCGUCCUCAACCUCAGGAGGAGCUAUCCUGACCGCUCCGCCGCAAUACCCUGGCUCCCUGCUGUGCCUGGAACCCCCAACCGGCCGCUCGCCUGCAGACAGCGUAAGCAGCAAUGCCAGCUCCUUUGAAGGCAGCGAUCGUGAUGACACCGGCGCAGCUGGCGGCGGAGGUGCAGGUGGAGGCGGCGGUGGGGGCAGCGGCACGGCUGGCACUACAGGUCCUGCCAGCCGGUCCGUGCCACCUGACUUCAGCCCCUCGGCCGAGCUCCUCAGGGCGUCCAACGAACCAGAGCAGGAGGGAGGAAACAUUAAGCGCAUGAGAUUGGACACCUGGGUCACAUAGAGGCACCAGCACCACCUCUCUGCACCCUCUGUGAAGUUACGGUGACACUUAAAACACCCACAACACACACCCCCCACUCAUCCUUAAACACCCACUGCCCCAACCCCACUGCCAUGUGACACUAUCAUCACACAUCUGCCUCUUUCCAAAAUUAUACAACUCAGCUGCGUCACCCAGAAUCAUGAGGCUUUGCCAAAAAACCCCAUAAAAAAUAAAAAUAAAAAUCCUUCGGGGAUCACGCUCUGAGUGAGGGGAGGAUGGAUUAGUGCUCAGCUGGAUAUUUAGGCCCCUUCAAUAGAGGGACAGUAGAUUUUUAAAGCCUUCUUGCUUGAAUGGACUCCCGUAUAGUAAUUUCUUUUGGUAGAAAUGAGGUGUUCAACCUUUUUGCAAUCUGAGGAAACCAUAAAAACAUUUCUCUUUCACAUGGUUUCUGCAUCACCUUCAUGUAUUUACAUCGAGCUCUGCUACAUUGUUCACAAUGUUAUUGGUGGCUUGUCAACAUUUAUGGGACUUCUGUCGUAUGACUUGCCACUUCCUGCUCUUUGAAAUCUAUUUGGAUUGUGUGCUGUCCAUUCUUCCAUAAGUCACUUCCAAACUGCACUAUUGGAAAUAACUUUAUCUGGACACGUUUGAGGACUGAGCAUCCAUCUGGCACUGAGCAAACAGACUCAAACAAGGUCUUCUAGGUAAGGAUACUUCACCACGAAUGAAUAUUUCUGCUGCCAGAGCUACCAACCUCGUCCACCCAGGCAGGCUCGAGCCCUCAGGUGGCAACUCUGCGGCUGUGGAGUCGAGCACCUUGCCAGAGUGCCAAUAUCAACCUCUCUUUAGGAAAAACAAAAUGCCAAAUGCCUCUCGCACGCGGUGAAGGGACGCUGACGAAUGAUUACUCACGGAAAACGACGAGAACUAGAAACUGUCGAUACUCUUCAGGCUUAGAAUUCGUCGUCACUUUCUCCUCAGACUGGGUGCUCCUCCCGUCCUCUCACCUCAUCUCCUCUGCAACUUGGAUGGAAAUCGUUGCACCAGAAAUCCAGCCAGUCACUCAGCUUAUUACCAGGAGUAGAUGCCAUCCAGUUAAAAACAUAGUAUGAGUUUUUUGAGCCUCUGGUGGCUUUUUUGGGGUAGGGAAGUAUUUGGUUCUUUCAGUCAAAGUGUUCUUUAUCUGUUGGUAUUUUAAAAAUCUGUUUUGAAGGUCCGUUAGUCGUCCAGAAGUAGGAAUUCUGACUUUGUAUAAAAAUCACUCCUUAUACAAAAGCUUUGAUGUCCUCUUUAGCUCUCUCUAGCUCUCCUUAGCUCUUUGCUGUGUUUCAAAAAGUGAAAGGAAAAAGACAUUUUCUAUAUUUCUACCGCUUCAGUUGGCGACAAAGUACAAUAGCUUUUCAGCUUCAACGACGUGUAUGUACAUAUGAAUAUAUUUGCAUAGACUUUGCUAGGUAUCCCUAAAAACAAGCAAUGUGUUGAUUCUCAGUGGAUCUGUUUGCAUAUAUGAGUGUGAAUUUGAUAUGUUUUGAGCUACGGUGCAGGGGUUACGCCACACUAGGUAGUGCUGGUGGAUCGGACUUGUUUCAGUAAACCUAUUUUAUGCUAGUGUUGAUGGUGUGUGCACUUUCUGUCUCUCACUCACAGAGGCCUGCCUGGUUGUGGUGUCAUCAUAUUCUCCUACCACACAUUUUUUAAACCCACGAUCAAAGUAAAAGUAAAAACGUCCACCUUAUCUUGAAGUCAUUAUUAGGACACUGCCAUUCACUUAUAGUGUACUUAAAGAGAUAAUACACAUAUUUUACGCAUAUUUUGAUUGACAGAAUCAUGUUAAAUCUUUUCCACAGUACGCAGACACAGAUUAUGCCUUUUUUCACUUUCAAAGUAAGUCAACGAAUUGGCUACCAAGUGCUGUGUUUGUUGUUUAAUUGUAUAUUUUCUAGUGCAAAUUAGAUUUGUCUGAACCAUUUCAAGUUUGUGUAUGAGUGUGUGUACACAGGUUGUUUAUGCCUACAAGUAGAAAGUCUCUAAUAAUUGCUAGACUUUUUUUUUUUUCCCCCCCUUCAAGUUGAUGCUCUAAGACUUGUGUGUGUCAGCUGCUGUUUGACUGUUGAUUAUCUAAGCAAUCCUACACUUUUGAGUCAGUGUCGGCUGCUUUAUGAAAUGAUGCCGUUAGGUGCAAUUAGUUGCAGCCCGCAGUAAAAAAGUGUGAAACUGAUGUUUGACACGGACGCUGUGGGCAGUGCCCGGAAAAAACCAUCACCGUGCUGUGUGACCUUUUCACAUGAACACACGUUUCAUGCCAGUGUUUUUGAUGUUUUCUGUGAUCAGGUCAUUUUUCCGUCCCUCAUUCGACAGCAUGGCGGGUAGCUUUUUACGCUAAUUUCAGGUUAUUAGUGUUUUCUUCUUUCAAAUCAGCACUGGAAAACUAUUUAACCGACGCUUUCAAUAGACCCAUGUUGGAGAAAAUUUGCCUCAUAAAUUGUUAAACGGAUAGUUUUGGGAAACUCACUUUCUUCCCAGAGUUUGAUGAGAAGAUUUAUACCUUUCAUAUGUGUGCAGUUAAUUUGAAGCUGCAGCCAGCAGAUAGUUAUCCCAGCAGGAAACGAGUAAAAGGCUCUUUCCAGUGGUAAAGAACCCAGCUAUCAGCCCCUCUGAAGCUCACCUCUAAUGCUGUGUUCACGUUAUAUCGCUAAGAUGGUAAUUACUAACAAUCAAGUUGGAGUUAGAAGCCAAGCCAAGCCAUCUAAAUUAAGCACAAAUUGUAAGUGAAUUUCCAAAGAUUUAGCAAAUUAAGAUCUGAACUAAAGUGUAUUUCCAUCCACUACUGUUGUACAAAUAUAAGGAGUUGGGCUAGUGGAAAUAAACAGCUAGUGGCAAUAAAUUUAGGCUAUUUAAAUGAUACAGCAACAAGGUUAACAGCAGGGUUUUAUCCAUCUUGUAAUGUAUGAACACUCUUCGACUUUCCAUUCAGCAGACAUUGUGUGAACGCAGCAUAAAGCUCAGAAUACAAAGUUACAGCGGCUGGCCAAGAGGUAGUAACACCACAAAUUCAGUCAUUUUUAUAUUUCAAUUUUUGUACCGAUCAAACAAGCGAUACAGUGUGGGUUUUUUUAAGCUUUAUAACGUGCUCGUCGGCAGAGUUUGAUAAUAGUGGACAAAGCCAGACUAACUUUCUCACCGAGAUAACCACCUGCUGGCUGUAGCUUCAUAUUCAAAUGGGCAGACACGAGGAUGGUAACAAUCAUCUCAUCCAACUCUUAGCAAUAAAGUGAAUAAGUAUGUGUCUCAGAAUCUCAAACUAUUCCUUUAACUGAUGAAUGGUACCAGCCCUCAGACAGCCAAUGAUCUCCUCUUGUACUACGCAGUCAUUUCAACUUUUACAAAAAUUAAUAUCCAUGGAAACCGUUUGUGGGCGCUGAUGGUUGACUGAAAUGUGACACCACACCGAUUGGCUUUGGCUUCCUGCCUCUCGCAGGUUUGUUCAUGUACAAAAAAGGUUUUCUGUCCAAUCUAGCAGUGUAGUCACAUGACAAUCUAUAUGAGAAAUUAAAACCUGCACCCUGUUACUUGUUGUGUACAAUGUUUUUUAGAAUCUCACUAUUUUUGGAUUAAUUUGUGCUGGUGACAGUUCCAUUGUCUAUUAUUAUAAUGAUAUUAUUAUGGAGCUUUUAUUUUAUUGCUAUUUUGUGUAGGAUAGCCAACUGUUUUUAUUUUCUCUCUAUUACUUUACCUUCCUUAUCAUAAACAUAUAGUACUGGUUUCCUUUUUUGAAAAAACUUGCUGAAAAUUGCACGAUCAGUUAUUGUGGUAUUAGCAAAUGCAAUGAAGGAAAUACCAGUUAAAUGCUGCAAUUUUAAUUAAGAUAUAGAAUAUAUUUAUAAAAACGGGCAACUAAACUGAAAUUAGUAAUUCAUGAAAUUUGAAAAAUGUAAAUGCAUGGGAUACAGGUAACAACAAAAGUUAUGUUACAUACAGUAAUGAUAAAGGACAUGCAUCACAAAUGAGUUUUAAAACAACUCAGAAUAAUGUAGCAUAUGAAAUACUAAAGAUGAAAUUUAUAGCUAAUAUAUUGUGUUGAGCUAGUUUGCUUUGGGUUUUUAUUGUAAAGAAAAUAUUUCUUUGGUUGUUUUUUGAGAAUGAUAUACAAUUUGUGUAUAUUUUCAUAUACAAAGUAUGCACUGAUAUGUUAUUGAAAUUCUAUACCGCUUUUACAAAAAAGUGUUUGUUGUACCAAAGUAUCCAAGUCCCUUGAAACCUUAUCCUUUUUGCGUAUGUUUUACCGUAUUUUAUAUAUUAAAUAGACAAAUUGAGUGAAAUAAA